AUGUUUCUUCAUCACAAGAUGAACUUUGUGAUCACGAUCUCAACAGUUUUCUUUUGGAGCAUUUUAUCGAACAUAACGAGUGCGCAGAAUAGCACAAACUGUUUGAAACGUUGUGGAGAUGAAAUUGUUCAAUAUCCGUUUGGAUUCUCUGAAGGUUGUGGAAUCAAAUUGGACUGUUAUGAUAACACGCCUCGAAUUGGUGAAUUUCUGAUUCAGAAUGUAACUGAAAAGAGUUUGUUAAUCUACCUUCCUGCGAAAUGCAACCGGAGUAUGGAGUCUAUUCGACCGCUUUUCAGAGAGAAUUUUGCUCCGACAAGAAAUAAUAGUUUUCUUGUUCAAGGUUGUUCUGCUCCGCUUGGUGGAUGUGUGAUUCCGGCUUCGAGUUUUGUUGGAAAUCAGAUUGAAGUUGAAAGCUGUGAUAGUAAAAGUAGUAAUAUAAGUUGUUUUAAUGAACAUAAAGGAGAGGUUGAUGUUUUGAGUUAUGAGGAAUUGAAUAAAACUAAGUGUAGCUAUUUGUUCUCAGCUGUUUCUGUUGAACAGAAUAAAGGGAUUUCGUUGCAGUUUCAAGCGGUUGAAUUAGGGUGGUGGAUUCAAGGUUCUUGUGAUUGUUCUAACAAUGCUACUUGUUCGAAGGUGCGUCUACAAGGAAAUGGUUUUGGAUUUCGGUGUCAGUGUUUGGAUGGUUUCCGGGGAGAUGGAUUUGCCAAAGGCACCGGUUGCCGGAGAGCUCCAAGAUGCAGUGCUUCAACACUAACAUCCGGAGGAUGUGGGAGUGCAACCAAAAUCGGUGUUGCUGUUGGAGUGAUUAUAACCGGAGUUGUGAUCGUGGCUGCCCUCGUUCUUCUAUGCUACUGUGCUAGGCGUCGUUUUACUUGGUUGAGAAAGCAUACGAGAGUAAAGCGCCUACUACGUGAAGCUGCAGGGAACUCUAUUGUGCCUCUCUACACUUACAAAGAUAUAGAAAAGGCCACAAAUUCUUUCUCCGAUAAACAGACACUAGGAACCGGGGCUUUCGGCACUGUCUAUGCUGGAAAACUUCACAAUGAUGAGUUUGUUGCAAUCAAGAAGAUAAGACAUAGAGACACUAACAGUGUUGAUCAAGUAAUGAAUGAGAUCAAGCUCCUUUCUUCGGUGAGUCACCCUAAUUUGGUUCGCCUCCUAGGUUGCUGCAUUGAAGAGGGAGAGCAGAUACUUGUUUAUGAAUAUAUGCCAAAUGGAACACUGUCUCAGCAUUUGCAAAGAGAGAGAGGUAAAGGUCUUCCGUGGACGAUACGACUCACCAUUGCUUCUGAAACUGCUAAUGCUAUAGCUUAUCUCCAUUCUGCAAUUCAUCCACCAAUUUACCACAGAGACAUAAAAUCCAGUAAUAUACUACUGGAUUAUAACUACAAAUCUAAAGUAGCUGAUUUUGGGCUUUCUAGGCUUGGUAUGAUAGAGACAUCACAUAUUUCAACUGCUCCACAAGGGACUCCGGGUUAUGUGGAUCCUCAAUACCACCAGAACUUCCACCUUUCUGAUAAAAGUGAUGUGUACAGCUUUGGAGUGGUUUUGGUAGAGAUUAUAACUGCCAUGAAAGUGGUUGAUUUUGGUAGACCUCAGAGUGAGAUUAAUUUAGCUGCACUUGCUGUUGAUAGAAUUAGGAGGGGUUCUAUAGAUGAGAUUGUAGAUCCCUUCAUUGAACCAAAUAGAGAUGCUUGGACUCUAUAUUCCAUUCAUAAGGUGGCUGAGCUUGCAUUUAGAUGUCUUGCUUUUCAUAGUGACACAAGGCCAACAAUGAUGGAAGUGGCAGAAGAGCUGGAGUACAUCAGACGUCGUGCAUGGACAACUAUGGAGGAAGCUAUAUGCUUGGGUUCAUCGGUUGGGUCUGUGAGUUCAUCGCCACGUGAUGGAAGUGAGAAGUCAGUGAGUGGUAUUAAGUUGAAUAAAGUAGGACAAGAAAGUGAAGGAUUGAUUGUUCCACCCAAGAAUGAAGACUUGCUGCAAUCUAUGGAAUUGGAAGUGAAGGACAGUUCCCCUGUAUCGGUGCAUAAUCCGUGGUCGAGUGGAAAUAGCUCGCCUUCAACAAACAGCUUGUUGGGAAAUAUCGUUCGGUGA
Messenger RNA from Lathyrus sativus (Indian pea), 2094 nucleotides. The record is from the annotation of a GenBank genome assembly. NCBI's taxonomy places the organism in Eukaryota, Viridiplantae, Streptophyta, Magnoliopsida, Fabales, Fabaceae.